CGAGCGAAGGGUCAGUGUUGCCCUGGCUCGUGUGCCGUUCAGAUCUCUGUCUCCCUCCUCGCUGUCGAGCUUUAGCAUGAGCGCCUUCCGGAGAGUCAUGUCGUCGUUGCUUCCUGUGCUUCUGCUGGUGGGGAUGGCGAGGCAGACACGCCCCUGUGAGUACCGCAGCGUGGAUCCUCGACACACCAUGUGCGCCUUCAGGCCCGGCCAGUGCUCCGGCAAAUCCCUUCUGCGCACCGGAGGAAUCACGUGCAAAGACAUCGAGACGAUCAUCAGCACCCACAAUACACUCCGGCAGAAGCUUUCCAUGGGCCAGGUGCGCAACCAGCCGCCUGCGCUGAACAUGAGGGCUAUGGAGUGGGAUGACGAGUUGGCUGCUGUGGCUCAGCGCUGGGCGGAUCAGUGCAUGCCGGGUCACGACAGGUCACGCAACGUCCCUCGCUUCACCGUGGGCCAGAACGUCGCCGCCGCCUGGACGUUUGACCGCGACCUCGGAGACACGCCAGAUUUCGCCACGCAGGUCGAGGCUUGGUUCAACGAAGUCAAUCAGUACGGCUUUCCAAAGGGCAACGUCGACCCCUUCAGAUUCAACAAGGCUACGGGUCACUACACGCAGAUGGUGUGGGCUGAGACACACCUGGUCGGAUGUGGAUACGCCUACUACAAGGACCCGUCUCGCGGAUACACCAAGAUCUACGUUUGCAACUACGCCCCAGGAGGAAACGUGAUCGGGGGCUCCAUGUACAAGAUGGGCUACCCCGGCCAGCCGUACUGCGUGGGCGACGGGCUCAUCCCCUCGCCGAGCUACCAGGGUCUCUGCGAGGCGGACUCGGCGCCGCAGCAGAGGUCGUGCUCGAAGGACGCCGCCGCGGGCUCGCCCUCCACCUCGAGCUUCCUGCAGCUGCCGCCGCCGGGGCCGCCCCUCACCAACAGCCUGUCUUCGGGCGGCCACCCCAUCAUGGGUCCCGGCGGCCACCACAUGCCCGCCCACCACCCCAUGAUGAUGGCCCCGCACCCCCCCAUCCUGGGCGGCCCCCACGGCGACGAGUACCUGUCCGUGGAGCACGACGGCCACGACCUCAUGCGCCCCACAGACUUCCUCAUGAAGGGCAUCCAGGAGCCCAUCAUGGGCCUCAUGAAGAUCCUCAACCCCUGGAAUAUCCUCAACCGCUUCCGAGGGUGAGCUGGCGGGCGCGUGUCACUCGCCCCGCCUCGCCCUCGACGCCCGCAUGCCCGUAUCUCGCCCCCGUUCCCGCUCCGCCCACAGACGCCGUCGGUGUUUCUUGUAAUAAUAUUCCUGUAGUGUGUUUCGUCGUCCCCGCGGCGCUGUACCCUCCGCGUCCAUUAUCUGUGUUGUGAGCGCAUCAUGCUAUGGUUGUGACAGUUGAAAUGCGCGCAGGCGUACGCAUAUAUCCUGUUUUUUUAUUCUCUCUACAGACAUUGUCCCAUCUUGUGGUCCCUUUCUGGUUUUCAGGCGUUGUUCUCGUCCGCGGUGGGUUUCAGGCUCUCGCGGCGAUCCCGUUCGUGUUAAAGAGGUCAGUUCCGGUCUAAGUAGGAGUUCUAUUUCUCGACAGUGAGAUGUAAUAAGCUGUAAUGUUGUAAUGAAUGAUGUAAUAAGAUGUAAUGAUGGUAAGGACUGAGGAGUGUGUGGGUGCAGUUUGCCAGAUUUCGAAGACAUGGAUUUGUAUUUCUUUUCAGUCAUUCGUAUGUACAGCUUUAUUGAUUUAGGUAAACGUUUUAUUCUGCUGAGUUUAAUAGGUAAAAUGCUUUCUUAUCACCAGAUUUGAUUUUAAAACCACGAGGCAUGUAUAUUCAUUGAUAGAAAACGGAUACUAAAACUUUUAUAGGGAGACUAUUGUAAACUUAGAAAUAAUCGUCACUUCAUGUAACAAUUGCCAUGCAUUCAUUUUUUGUACAUUGUCAUGUACCUUUUUGUAUUUUAUUUCAUUUUCCCCUAAGGGCGCCCAUCCGUUAUCUAAUUGGUUCAGAACAUUGCAACUGUUCCUUGCAAAUUUUGACAAUAUUGGAAUGACUUAAAAACACAAGUGACUUAUAUUCUCUAAACAAUCAAAUUCUCUAUAUCUGUCACACCAUCUAGCAAAUUAAUCUGUAAAGUUAUUUGGCUCAAAAGGUUGUUAUACAAAACGGUAUCAAUUAUGUAAGGAACAGGUUGUUGAUAAAUAGCUUAAUUAUCAAUUCAAUUCCCACGUGUUAUUUGGUGUGUCGUCCCUGAUAUCAGUACAGUAGUAUUUAAGACUUUUAAAUAUGCGGGUGUACUCACUUAAGACUUGUAUAAACUGUAUAUGUCAGUGACUCUAUUGUAUUGUGCGAAUGCAUAUAUGUCGCACGUCCAUAAUUGUACACAUUGUAUAUAAUCUUAGUGUAGAAAUCUCUACCUAUAUGAAAUACCUAUAAUGGAAAUAUGAGUACCUAUCCUUAAGUGCUUAACGCGCGACGCACGAAAAACAAAAAACAAAAAAAAUGAUCAAUAAAGAAAAAGGAAAUCUUAACGUUAUCGCUAUCAGAUAAACUUCCACGGGGGGUGGGGGUUGGGACAGUACCACCCCCACCCCCCUCUCUCCCCCCAACUCAUAAGCGGUUUCUGUCAACAGACAAUGAACCCUUCGAGUAAAACAGUACAGAUUAGAGAUGACUGACGUUUUUUAUAACCAGAACACAUUCAUUUUUUUCUCAUCUCAUAUAUCAUGCAUACUAUAAAAGAAAGCUAAAAAAAAAAAACAGAUAUAUUAAAAAGAAAACGACAAAAGUAUUGUAUAUCCAUUUUCCUCUUGGGUCGCUGGAGAGGCAGUGACCCAAGAGCCUGUAUGGUGUCCUCAGAGCAAAGGACUGCCACCAAGAGACACAUUUAACGAAAGAGGCUAUUUAUUGUAUUUAUAUAUACAGUGCUUUAUAUUCUGUAUGCCAAACUCAAUAAAAUUAGGCAAAUGAGAG
Molecule: messenger RNA, 2952 nt
Organism: Penaeus indicus
Lineage: Eukaryota; Metazoa; Arthropoda; Malacostraca; Decapoda; Penaeidae
Product: venom allergen 5-like
Exons: 8
Coding region: 77-1183 (368 amino acids)
Cellular component (GO): extracellular region
Source: RefSeq, a predicted model, not a curated record